CCUGAAAGUACUUGACAUAGUAUUUCGUCCCUGGCUGUAUGCUGUAGACACAUUUGUAUGCAAAUGCCAAACGGUGGUUCGUCUUGGUUUUUCAGGUUUAUUUGCUUAUGUUUUAUUAAUUUUUUUUUAUUUUAUUUAAUUUUAUUUAUUUUUUUUAAUCGUGGGGUAAGUCUUUUGAGAUUAAAACUUCGGCCCCUCUCGUUGACUUCUCUGGUCUGCCACACUCCCUUUGCGAGUCGAUUACUGAAUCGAUUUAAUGCCAAUUUAUGUAACUUUCGGGCAGCGUUUUUAGUUCGAUCUCUGUCUCUACUUUGAUCUCAACACUCGCGUUGCGUCGUGACUCAAUUUCAAAAUAAACUGUUUAAAAUUAAACAAAUUUUCGUAAUAAACUAAAGCUUUAGAGCAGCACAAAAGCACAUUAAAGUGGGUCACAAAAUGAGUACAACAAAGUGAAGUAAAAAUUAAUACUUUACAAGUGCAGGCAAAGAGUCGACUUACAUUGAACUCCUGGGGACACUUCCACAUAGUUGGAAGCUGAAGCACGCAGUUGACUUUCAAAAGUGUCAUUAAAAUCUAUGAAAAAUCGCAGUUAGCGAAAAAGUUGCUGUAGCAGCAUUGAAGUCGCCUAGGAGCAACAAGAACAACAAUCACAUCUCAAAAUGCUUCUCAAGGUAUUUUUACUGGUCUUCAUCGCCACCCACCACUUGGUAGACUCAGCGGGUCCCCUUUCCAAUAUAGCCAGCGAAAGUAAACCAAAAUCGUUCGAGGAGAUUUUGCCUUCGGCGGUUCCCUUUGAGACCUCACACAAACAUCCGGGUGCCGGGGAGUGGGUGGAGGGAUUUCAAACCUCCCAUAAAAUAAGCAUAAGGGCCACCGAUUCCGCUGACUAUUCGAUGAAUCUGCUGCCUACUAAAGAGCGACCCGAAUUGAACCCCGUUUUGAGUGCACUUAUCAACGAAGAUGUUAUGAAGAGCAUCGAGGCCAAAAGAGCCAUAGAAGAAGAGGAGCUGGCCGAGGUUAGGCGUGAAAUUGAGCAGGCCGCCGUGUUAGAGUUGGCCCAGAAGAGGGGCUUUACCACUACUGAGACACCUGCUCUUCUGUUGACGACUUUGCCCACAGCUGGCAAGAAGCUCGAUAACUUGGAUGAGGACAUAGUCCUGGAUCCUCACGAAGAUUUUAUCAACCAAAAUUUUGCCCUGGAGAGUGCGGGUAGUGAGAACAGCAAGAAAUCCCGAAUAGAGAUUAAAAAGGGACCCAAUGGCCAGGACUACGAGUACGAGUAUGUCUAUUACUAUGAAGAGGACGAUGACUCAAGCAAGGUGGAUCCAUCUGCAGAGCCCGACACGCGUGGUAAGACUAGAUAUACCAAUAUCGAGAGGAGCACGACGGCCACUCCGAGUGGAAAUAGCCUACAGAGUGACAAGGCCAAAGGAAGAUCAUCUGAUACCUCUGAAGAUAUAGAGGCUGAACGGCUUCCGAUGAUCACUCGGUUUCCCAGUCGUGGCAAGAACAUUGAAGUGCCACCAACAGCAGCUCUUGAUUCUUUGGAAAUCGCUGCCGAGCGCAAGAAGAUUAGUGUUAAGCGCCCCAGUUUGGAGUUGGUGGAUAGUGCUACCUUCAACACGGAUGAGAAACAGACCAAGGCAGCUCGCAAGGGUGAAAAUGAAUUAAAACCAGUAAUUGCUAUCGAACAGGAGGAGGCAGCCAGAAAGAAAAUGCAACAGGUUAAGGAGGAGCAGGCAAGGAAAGAGAAGGAGACCGAAAUGUCAAUCGAUCAGGAGGAUUUUGAGCAGACCACGCCGUCCAUGGAGAAGGCCGCUCUAGAUCUUUAUGCCAUAUUGACCAAUGAAAACCUCAAUAACGAACAAACUACUGUAAUUCCGGAUACCGUAGGUUCAGAGGGUUUCACCACUUUGGCAACAGAAACUGCAAGUACUGAUGAGGAUGAGGCCGGUGUCAUGACCACGCUGAUUAAUGAGAUUUCAUCGAGUACCAGCACCACUACGACGGCAGCAACAACCACCACGACUACAACAACAACGGAACCACCUACAACAACCUCCACCACUACAACAACCACGGCUGCUCCCUCUCUUUUUGGUGGAAGGAGAGCCGGCUUGAGUGGUUUGGGCGGACGUAAUCGCUUUAAGUUAACCAGGGCUGAAGGUGGCAGCACCACCACUAGCACCACUGAGGCAUCGGUGGCUGCAGAAACAAACAAGACUGGUAGAAAUCGUUUUUCGCGCCCCUCGAUAGGAGGGCGUUCUCGACCCGGAGCUCGUACCACCACAGCACCAGAUGCCACAUCAGUAGCUGCCCCUGACGCCGAGGAGGGUAUAGUGGUUGCCAAGGAAGUCAAGCCUGUCAGUACGUCCUUCGCACGAGGAAGACCUCGCAACCGCUUCAGCUUGCGCGUCUCAACCACGACUGCGCGACCCAGCGAGGAAUCUCCAGCUGAAGAUGACGCCCCCGCCGAAUCUUCAUCAACGACUACAAGAAGCACAUUGAGGGGUCGUCCCGGACUUGGAUUACGUGGACGCAGUCGUACAACCACUACAAAGGCACCCGCUAGUUCAGAGGGUGCCGAAGCGGUAGAGCCUAAUGCCACUGCUAGUUCCGAAGACGUCAAGUCCGGGUUGAUUUCGCCUUCUACCGGGGAAUCAGGGCGUCCGUCCCGUUUUAACAUUCACCGCGCUGGUAGCAAUCGUCUGUUAUCCCGCGGAAAACUGGGAAGAUCGGGAGUAAGCACGGAAGCACCCAAGGAAAGUCAAACUGCCGAGGAUUCCGCCGCCGAAAGCAGUAGUCACCUCAACGACGUCAAAGAGGAGCAGAUGUCCGCUGGCGAGUUUAGCGAAAAGACGAACGAAGCAGGUGAUUCCGCUGCCGUCGUUCCAGCGGCUCCUGUAUCCGGGUUAAAUCGUCUUAGAACUCGACCACGUCUCAACGCCCUAACGCAUAAGACUGAUGCGGUUAAGCCUAAGGCAUCCGCAGCCCCCGCCCCCGCGCCAAGGAAGAUUAAUCCUCUGUUGGCAAAGCGACGACUCCAACUGGGAGCCACUUCCACCACAGAGUCCCCCGCUGAGGAGGAGCAUUUAGCGCUGGACUCCUCCGCGGAGCAGUCCGACAAAGAGGAGUCGUUUGCCGGAGGAAGCAACGAGACGGGCGGAGAAGGCCCCGGAAAGCCGGAGCAUGAAACUACGGAAGCGACGGAGGCAACAACUAAGCAGCAGCCCCGCGGUCUUGGACUUUUAGGACAGCGUCGUCGUCUGCCGCUCCGCAAACCCGGAACGAUCCUGUAAAACAACAAAUUGCCAUCUACCCGUUUGAAUCCUGUAAUAAUAACUUGCCCAGAUUUGCUGCAGCAUACUCCUAGAGUUGGGCUGGGUGGCCCACACAAGCGAUAAUAACAUUUAACAAUUGUUUGAUAUAUGUACUUUUUUUUAAGUUUUUUUCUCCUCGUACUUGCCUUCCAAAAACUCGUUAGCUUUGUACACAUACGCCUUUAAUUAAAAUACUGAUAGAUGCGUACCACUUACGUCAUUAGAAAAAGUCACCAAAAGGAAAAAUAUGGACGACACAAGAACGAGGAGAUCUAAGCCACUCGUAGACCACUAAGCACAAAAUACCCGAAAAAUAUAACUGAUAUGAUUGCCAACUACCCUGCGACUAUGUAAACCCAACCUUCCCCCCUCCUUUACCCUCUUAUUCAAAUCGACGCGUGUGUAGAAGAUACACUUAUUAUAUUUUUUUUCUGAGAUACAAUUAUAAACACAAAAACGACUUUUAACUAUAUAUUAAAUAAAAACAAAAGGAAAAACAUAAUAAUUUAAUUAAACACUUUUUUGACUUGAUUCGGUAGGGUGCAUUAUUUGAAUAAUAUUUUUAUUGAUCUAUCCUAAAGACGUUUUUUCUUGAAAAUGAACACCAGCGUGAAAUACUUCAUUGUUUGUCCCAAGCUUAGCCUUGAUUACUCCAAUUAAAGUUAUCUACAUGUCUUUUUACAUCAACUUAUUUUGUAUAUGGUAGCCAAAUAUUUAUCUGGCAUUACGUUAUUUGUUGAGGCCAUUUAAACAAAAUGAUGUCAAGAGUAAUGAAUGCAGUCAAUAAAUAUGUACCCAAUAUGCUUAUAU
Molecule: messenger RNA, 4130 nt
Organism: Drosophila melanogaster (fruit fly)
Lineage: Eukaryota; Metazoa; Arthropoda; Insecta; Diptera; Drosophilidae
Exons: 7
Coding region: 660-3299 (879 amino acids)
Source: RefSeq, marked reviewed